Molecule: messenger RNA, 1849 nt
Organism: Daldinia caldariorum
Lineage: Eukaryota; Fungi; Ascomycota; Sordariomycetes; Xylariales; Hypoxylaceae
Exons: 1
Coding region: 711-1736 (341 amino acids)
Cellular component (GO): fungal-type vacuole membrane
Source: RefSeq, a predicted model, not a curated record
AAACCAGGGUGGCCAACACGAACGGCAGAAGUGCUGUGUGGAGAAUGGAGAGAUCAACAAGGCGCGAGGGGUAACAAGAUGCAAGGUGGUGCUCGAUGGGUCUGGCUGUCUAGCUCAGGCCCGAUAGGCGUGGUAGGACGGAGCGGGAGCUCGUCUGUUCGUAAUGCCGCAAUGUAACCCGGGGCGGGCUGGGCAGUGGGCACAAAUCUGAUGUCUGAAUUGUCCUAAGUUCAGUCCCUCGCCUUCGUUUCCGACUCUAAAGUUAUUGGGUGACCGUCUUCUCUCCCUUUGUCAUCCAUCCAGCAUCCUCUGCUGCUAAUGACAAGACCAUCAUGGCGUCGGCCUUUCGUGAAGACACCUCACAUUAUGAGCCUACCAGCCCUACCGCCUCUGUACAUGGCGGUAGAGGUGAAGCUGGCGAUCAGACAGCGAAUGUCCCUGGCAGUCAGAGUGGUGAGAGCUCUUCGGACGAUCAUGUUACGGAGAAGACUCCAGUGGCCGCGCCUCUUACGAAGAAGCAGAAGUUCAAGCGUCACUGUGGGCGCUUCUGGUGGUGGUAUCUCAUAGGAUUUGUUAUUUUCCUCGCCAUAUUCCUACCAAUCCUGUAGGUACCGUGCCAACCGGGAGAGCGUAUCGGUCUGCUAAUAAUAGGACUCAGGUUUCUGGUAAUUAUCCCAGCUAUCGUGCAGCGCAUAUUGAAUAACCAGACAAUGCCCGUGACUGGAGGGGCAUUCAUAGCUAUAACGCCGGAAAAGCUCAAUAUAUCUAUCACCACGUCUCUCGAUACGCCUCUACCAGCAGAUAUAGAUCCAGUAACUCUAUUCAUGUAUAAUCACGAGAGGCCCGAUAACCCUUUUUGUAACAUUACUCUGCCACCCCUACACGUGGAUGGAGAAACGGAAAUAGUUGUUACCGAUCAGACCGUCACGAUAACCAACGAGACCGAGCUUGUCUCUUGGUUUAGUAACGUAUUUGAUCAGCCGAAGGUCACCUUAUCUACUCGCGGUGAUGCCAAGAUCCACCUAGGGGCUCUCCAUUCAGACGGGCAUAUCGACAAGACCGUCGAGGUUAACUCCCUAAACAAGCUGGAUGGGUUUGCGAUUGAACAUAUGCAGCUUCUGUAUCCAGCCCUGGAAAACGGAACCAACAUUCAAGGCUCUCUGAACUUGCCGAACUGGGGUGCGCUUACUCUCGGUAUCGGCAACCUAUCGCUCAACCUGAUGGCCGGCGAUGUCAGAAUUGGGCUGGUUACCGUUUACGAGGUUCUCCUCCCUCCAGGAAACAAUUCCAGGUAUUUCAACGGCGAGCUUUACCUAGAUGUGCUCAUGCAAAACCUUGGGACGGUACUUUCCACCCAGUCUGGCCCGCUGAACGACGGGAACAUCCAGAUCGAUGCGACGGGCAACGCGACCGUCGUCAACGGCCAACACAUUAGAUUCAUCGAGGCAGUUCUCAAUCACAGGCGCGUGACGUCCACAAUCCCGGUAACCAAGCUGAUGGGCGACCUUAUCGGCAGCUUCACGAACGGCAGCCAAGUUAGCAUACCCGACAUACUCGACGAUGUGUUCGGUAACUCAACCCUUAUCCAAGAAGUCUUGAGCCACUGGAAUUCGACACGUAACGAUAAAGGAGCGAAUAUGAAGAGAUCGUUGUCGUCUGUGGGUCGAGGCGUCUUUGGGUCAAGCGCGUUGACGCUGCUCAAGUUGGGUAUGAAGAUGAAGAUGGGCAAAUAUUAAGGGGAGGGCGCUCUAACGCGUCUAAUGCCUGCUACGCAGUCUUCCAUAGUUAGCGAUGACCAGUUACGAUGACAGGUAGUUAAUGUCUCACGAAUAUAAUGCCAUUUAUAAGA